This is a messenger RNA of Lolium rigidum, 1832 nucleotides long. Its product is annotated as heat stress transcription factor A-2b-like. The record is from RefSeq and is a predicted model, not a curated record. Gene Ontology annotation, molecular function: RNA polymerase II cis-regulatory region sequence-specific DNA binding; DNA-binding transcription factor activity. NCBI's taxonomy places the organism in Eukaryota, Viridiplantae, Streptophyta, Magnoliopsida, Poales, Poaceae. Gene Ontology annotation, cellular component: nucleus. Gene Ontology annotation, biological process: regulation of transcription by RNA polymerase II. Bases 283 to 1491 code for a protein of 402 amino acids. The transcript has 2 exons.
CAAUCUUUCAGCUGUUCUCUUCGUGCACUUGCGGGCAUGAUGGCGAUGCGUUCUUAGCAGCACAGCUCGCCCCGCCUUAUCCUGUCCUCUCCCCGUGCCCACUCCACUCCACCUACCUCCUCGCCGCGCCACCGCCAACCCUUCCUGCGCCUUCCCCGCCUACCAAGACAUCCUCUUUCUUUGACUUGGUUAGCUGCUGCGGCCAUUUCCGGGCUGCCGGCGCCGGAGGUUCAGCGAGGAGGGUUUACUGUGGGAGAGGUCGUCGCCGGGCGCGCGGGGGGUAUGGACCCAAUGCUGAGUCUGGUGAAGGAGGAGAUGAGCCACGCGGGAGGCGAUUCACCCGCGGAUGCGCCGGCGGCGGAAGCGGAAGCGCUGCCCAAGCCCAUGGAGGGGCUGCACGACGCCGGGCCGCCGCCGUUCCUCACCAAGACCUACGACAUGGUCGACGACCGCGCCACCGACGCCGUCGUGUCCUGGAGCGCCGGCAACAACAGCUUCGUCGUCUGGGACCCCCACGCCUUCGCCUCCGUGCUCCUGCCCAGGCACUUCAAGCACGGCAACUUCUCCAGCUUCGUCAGGCAGCUCAACACCUAUGGUUUCAGAAAAGUGGAUCCUGACCGAUGGGAAUUCGCUAACGAGGGUUUUCUACGGGGACAGAGGCACCUUCUGAAGAACAUUAGGCGUCGAAAACCUACUGCUCAUACUGCUUCAAAUCAGCAGUCUCGUGGAUCAUACCUUGAGGUUGGGCACUUUGGAUAUGAUGGGGAGAUCGACCGGCUGAAGAGGGACAAGCAACUGUUGAUGGCAGAAGUGGUGAAGCUUAGGCAGGAACAGCAGAGCACGAAGGCGCGUCUGAAAGCCAUGGAGGAUAGGCUACAUGGGACCGAGCAGAAGCAGCAGCAGAUGACGGCUUUCUUGGCACGUGUCUUGCGGAACCCUGAAUUCUUAAAGCAACUGGCUUCCCAGAACAGGAUGAGGAAGGAGCUUCACGAUGCCAUCUCGAAGAAAAGGAGGCGUCGCAUCGACCAGGGACCUGAAGCUGAUGACAUGAUGGCCAGUAGCAGCUUGGAGCAAGAGACACCUAUUCUGUUUGAUCCCCAUGAGUCAGUGGAACAUCUUGCUGAGGGGUCAGUGGAACUCCUCUCUGCCGGUAUCCCAUCUGACCUGGAAGGUUCAGUUGAACUCCUUGUCGAUGGAAUCCCGCCUGACCUGGGAGGUUCAGUGGAACUCCUUGUUGAUGGGAUGACAUCUGAUCUCAACGGCUCAGGUAUCGAUGCUAAUGGUGUAACAGAGCCACAUGGUUUUGAUCUCGGUGCCCAUGAAGUGCAGCAGAACGGAGCCCAGGGGUUGCCUAACACUAAUUUUUGGGAGGAGCUGCUGAACCAAGGACUCAGCGAUGAGAAUGACAACCUGGUUGACGUGGGCGAUAUGGAUGUGCUGGCCAAGAAGAUGGAUUAUCUCAUCUCAAAUAGCCCGACUCACACAACUUAGUUCUAUUUCGUUAUAUUAAAUCGCUGCUACUUUCUUCAUGUUCCAUGCAUCUCACCCUGCAGUGUCUCCUCAAGGAAUUCUGCCAUGUCGAGAGUGAUUCUCCACCGUGUCUUCUGUGAAACUGUCAGUGUCAUCCAUCGCUGGAGAGGGACUGUGAGUUGUUUGUUUUAGCUGAUUGACCGUAUUGAUCUGGUUUGUUUCAGGCAAUGUAGCUGUUGAUCAGCACAUGUUCUGAUAUAGGAUAGCCUAAUGUGGCAUGAUAUUCUGAUGUUGAAGGUUUAGUAGUUUUGUGGAUGGUUUCGCCGAGUAGGCCUAUGUUUAUUUCAUUUCCAUUUGGUAUA